GGCCCCAGCAGGACAGGAGCGGUCACAGCAGGUUUGGCUCCUGCAGAAGGGAGGUGGCAGGGAUCAUGAUGCCAGAGGAGAUUCGGAGGCUUCUGGAAGAUGUUGAAGGUUACCUGGCAGAGGGACUGCAGAAUGAGAACCUGAGUGCUAAAGCAAGGGAGCAGAGGGAUGCAAUUCUCUUUGGCUUCCAGCAAGUCAAAGCCAGGUACCACUUGGAAUUUCUGCCCCGAGGAGAGGAUCAGCAUGAUGCUGGCUUUGGACAGGACAGUUCUGAUGAAAACCAGAGCUGGAGUUUGGCCCCCUCCAUGACAUCUGAUGCUUCACUUCCAUCAGACUUCCAGGAUGAGGGGCUGGAGGAGAUCACCCCCAGGCCUGUCCAAGGGAACAUUUUGAAGCAAGGAUAUCUGGAGAAGAAGUCCCGAGAGCACAGCUUUUUUGGGUCAGAGUGGCAGAAGAGGUGGUGUGUCCUCCACAGAAAGACUUUUUACUACUAUGCCAACGAGAAAAGCAAACAACCUAAAGGCAACUUCUCCAUUGAGCACUACAGUGCCCGGGUGGCUCCUCACCUGCGCAGGGACUCCCGCAGGAGAUGCUGCUUUGAGUUAACCUGUCCUGGCAAACGCUCCUAUGAGUUCACAGCCCCAAGCCCAGCAGAGGCUGAAGAUUGGGUGGAUCAGAUCCAGUUCCUCCUGAAAGACCUGAACUCCUUCACCAUCCCCUGUGAUGAGGAGGAGGAGGAGGAGGAUGAAGAGCUCUACAAUGACGUGGACAGUUCUGACUCUGUGCACACAGCAUCCCACAACAGGACCCUGAAUCAGGAGGAAGCAGACAUGGAGAUGGAAGAGGAUGACAUCUAUGAGGUUUUGCCAGAGCAGGACCUGGACCACCCCUGCCCCGAGGACAAGGAGGCUGCUGGGAGCAGACAGAGAAGAGACCAUGGGAAUGAUUUCCUCUCCCUUUUGGAUGAGCACCCCAUGGGGUGA
Calypte anna (Anna's hummingbird) is the source of this 983-nucleotide messenger RNA. RefSeq names its product src kinase associated phosphoprotein 1 (gene SKAP1). The record is from RefSeq and is a predicted model, not a curated record. The coding region runs from base 66 to 983 and encodes 305 amino acids. Gene Ontology annotation, cellular component: cytoplasm; plasma membrane. The transcript is spliced from 11 exons. Lineage: Eukaryota; Metazoa; Chordata; Aves; Apodiformes; Trochilidae.